GAGACGCCGAAAAAGGUGAGAGGGGAGGAUCAUCCUGAUACACUGAUGGCCAUGGGCAUCCUUGCCGUGAUCAUGCACCGCCAGCAGAGGAAAGAAGAGGUUCUCAAGCUCCUGGCAAAAUGUGCACAAGCACAACGUCGGGCCUUAGGCGCUGACCACCCCGACACUUAUUUUUCGUCUAGGAAGCUGGCG
Messenger RNA from Cladophialophora psammophila CBS 110553, 192 nucleotides. RefSeq lists its product as uncharacterized. The record is from RefSeq and is a predicted model, not a curated record. The transcript has a single exon. Gene Ontology annotation, molecular function: protein binding. The annotation marks the transcript as partial. NCBI's taxonomy places the organism in Eukaryota, Fungi, Ascomycota, Eurotiomycetes, Chaetothyriales, Herpotrichiellaceae.